Messenger RNA from Pungitius pungitius (ninespine stickleback), 3566 nucleotides. RefSeq names its product KH domain containing, RNA binding, signal transduction associated 2 (gene khdrbs2). Gene Ontology annotation, cellular component: nucleus. NCBI's taxonomy places the organism in Eukaryota, Metazoa, Chordata, Actinopteri, Perciformes, Gasterosteidae. The record is from RefSeq and is a predicted model, not a curated record. The transcript has 12 exons. Gene Ontology annotation, biological process: regulation of alternative mRNA splicing, via spliceosome. Bases 269 to 1534 code for a protein of 421 amino acids. Gene Ontology annotation, molecular function: poly(A) binding; mRNA binding.
GCCGAGGAGGAGAGGCAGCAGGCAGGCAGCGGCAGAGAUGGGCUCACACCUCUGAAACACGAGUCAACCCCCCCCCGCCCCCCACCCCGAGUCGUUCACACCUCGGAAUCACAUCUCAACCACCAGUCAAGCAUCUCGGAUCACCCGGGACGCCUUAGUUUUUUUUCUUUCUUGUUUGCUUGUGGCGCUUAAUCAAUUUCUGGACUGAAGCUGCAAAGAAAGAAAGAAAAAAAAGAGAAGCCUCAGCAGCAGGAAGGUUUGUGGUUGCAUGCCGACGCUCAGCCCCGAAGCCUCUCCUGCGCCGCUGGCGAAGAGGUCCGCCGUGGUAAUAAUGCAUCCAGAUCAGUACUUACCUGAACUGGUGGCCGAGAAGAACAGCUUGGACCCCUCCUUGGUGCAUGCGGUGCGCCUACUUUCAGAAGAAAUUGAAAAGAAUGAAGGGGACGAAUUAAGAAAAGAUGGGGACACGAAGAAAUACCUGGAUAUCAUCAGCAAUAAAAACAUCAAGCUGUCUGAAAGAGUUCUCAUUCCAAUCCAACAGUAUCCAAAGUUUAACUUCGUUGGAAAGCUGCUGGGACCACGGGGAAAUUCCAUGAAACGAUUACAAGAGGACACCGGAGUGAAGAUGUCCAUCCUCGGCAAAGGGUCCAUGAGGGAUAAAGGGAAGGAAGAAGAAUUAAGGAAAAGCGGCGAGGCCAAAUACGCCCAUCUGAGUAAUGAUCUUCACGUUUUAAUUGAAGUCUUUGCUCCACCUGGUGAGGCCUAUUCACGCAUGAGUCACGCCUUGGAAGAGAUAAAAAAAUUCCUAGUUCCAGACUACAAUGACGAGAUCAGACAGGAGCAGCUGAGAGAGCUGUCGUUGCUCAACGGCUCCAACGAGUCGGGCCGAGGGAGGAGCGCACAGGCGAGGAGCGCACGACCAGCAACCACAACCCCCACCGGGGGCCACAGAGGCACAGGAAGGAGUGUCGCCGCUCGGGGGACGCCGGCAGCGACACACAGCAAACCCCCCACCGCUGUCUCAACAAGGGAGGCGCAGGCACCCAGAAGCAGGGGGGCAGCAGGGAACGCAGGAUACAGGCCCCCGCUGUUAGCUGUCACACAUGAAUCAUACGACGACUACGGCUACGAUGAUGGGUAUGGAGGGGAAUAUGAUGACGAGAGCUACGAAGCAUAUGAGGAUAACUACAGCAAUCAGUCAAAGAGCAUUUCAGAAUAUUACGAAUAUGGACAUGGGAACAGUGAUGAAUCCUACAACAACUACGAGGAGGAGUGGGCGACCACCCGUCCCAGCCUCAAAGCCCCAGUUAUACGGCUGACGAGAGGGGGCUACAGAAAACAUCCCUAUGUUAACGAAACACACUUGAGUGCGAUUUUGGUCAAGAUUUCGGUCAGAGACAAAUCUAACAGCCUUUUCUACUCGUACUGCUUCUUUCCAGAGCAGAAGGCAGAAGAAUCUGUUCCCAGAGGACUGAGGACGGCACUCAGCCACCAGCCACCAGACAUGCCAUCAGUCAGGAGAGUGCCUAGAUGACAGGAGGAAAGGUGAUGGAACAUGAAACACGAUGGUGAAGACAAAUGACUCACAGGUAAGGAGCUGAUUGUGUUUAUUAGGUGUUAAUGUUCUCUAUUAGAAUAACACGCAUGCCAAUCAUCUUUGACUGUGUGUUUGCAUUUGAUUUGCUCUGCAGUGAAGUAGUAGACUGAGUCUCGCACAGGCCCAACCUAAAAGUAUGUCUUCCUUGGGGAAAAAACAAUGUAAAAGUCUUCAACUAAUGGAUCUUAUAAUUUAACUAAUUGACAUGGGCUCAUGUUGGAUUGUUGAAUCCAAUUGGAGGUACUAUUUCCUUCAGUCUUUACUUUGACUGAUGUUUUUUCCAAGUGUGGGGUCAUAUUUGGCAAAAGGGUUGUAAGAAACUUAUUGUCAACUCCCAUUUACAGUAUUUACAGAGUAUGUUGAAAAAACAACCUUAACCCCAGUGCUUUACAGAUAUAAAUAAACCAACAUUUUGGGAAAUCCUCACACGCAUUGGAAUGCCUGAACCACAUCACCAUCCACGCGUGAAGAACCAGCAAGAGAGAGUGUCAUAGUCCCUCAAACAGUACCAAGGUACCACCAUGUGCUUAUGUUAAUAGAAAUCCCCAUCUUGGCCUGGACAUAGAAAGAGAGCCUUCCACAGCCAGCUGGUCCCGAGGUCCAUCUAACUGCACGAGGCCUCAGGACAGCCCUCACCAUCUGGCCCAGCCGAAUUAUAGCUUUAAGGGACAGUGUGCAACGUAUUGGGGGGAUAUUGGCCAAUAUUGAAAAUAAUCCUCUUUUAAUCAGUUUAUAAUCACACUAUAGAAUGGUUAUGUUUUCCUGAGCUUAGCAUUUAACAUUUGUGUCUACGUGGGGAGCGAAAGGACAUGGCCUUUAGUUUAAUACGUUAUCUGAAGGGAGGGAAGCAUUACAGCAUUACCUUACAGAUGCUUUUCAUUAGUAAUGUUAAACAUUCUGCUGUAAUGUAUUAUCUCGCUACAGUGUGCAUUUGCUCUGAUCUACUCCACCACAGACAAACACAAACCUCUAGAUGAGGAUACAAGUUACACACUGCCCCUUUAAUAAAAUAACACAAAAACUUAAAACAUACUAAGCUAUUUGGCUCUAAACAAACAAAUGUAUAUACAGCGGCAAAACUGUGAACAGAUUCAGUGAGGACACAACCCGACUUAAAGGCCUACAGAAGACCGGUCCGGUCAGCUAAUCUCAGAGAUUUGGAUGCACUUUCUGAGCAGCCUUAAUUGUGUCAGCACCAACAAAGGAGUAAAAUGCAUCAGCACAUUUUACAGCUGUUGUCCUUACAGCUCACACCCUUUUUUUCUUUUACAUGUGAAACUAUUAAUGUCAAAACAAUGAACGGCUUUUCAAAUGUUGUCAAUUGUUUAUAAAUGUCCGUAAACAAAGAAGAAUGACUAAUCUAUACAGUAGCCCUAGAAUACAUGAACAUACGUGCACACCUUUCAGCCCUCAAAUCUUUUCUUUGACAGGUCGUCAGUGACAGGACGUUGAGAGGGGCUGGGGGGACCUCGGUGGGCCCUUGGGCCCGGCCUUUCCCUCUCAGGCCCCUGCUGCCACCCCUUGGAAGACAAUCUCAAAGACGUUUAGACUCCAGCAGCGUGUCUACAAUGUGCUGCCAUCAAAGGACCACUAGGUGUGCUUCUGACAAGCCACUUUCUAAAAAAGAAAGGUUCAUGUGAGAGAACACACACACACAGACACACACAGACAGAGUGAAUGCAGUGCCCUUUGUGUUGGGGGGAUCAAAUGAGACCCCAGUCAGUGUCCUGGGCCCUGUGCAGGCCUCCGGACCACAAAAGCGGACCCAAAAUAAGUUGCACUAAGUUAAUUAGGGCUUUGGUGACAUCACAGGGCAAUACUUCAGUGGGGAGAAGUUGGCUCACAGCACUUUUGAGCAUUUCGGACUUUGACGCACUGAUCAGAGAGCAAGGUAUUGUGGGUGUGUGGCACAAGGAUCUGCACCGUGCCUCUGCUUUUGGCAGGGCCAGCAGUCCUCCGGUGAGCCCCC